Lobosporangium transversale is the source of this 1328-nucleotide messenger RNA. RefSeq lists its product as hypothetical. The transcript is spliced from 4 exons. Gene Ontology annotation, molecular function: serine-type endopeptidase activity. The record is from RefSeq and is a predicted model, not a curated record. The coding region runs from base 66 to 1190 and encodes 374 amino acids. Gene Ontology annotation, cellular component: membrane. Lineage: Eukaryota; Fungi; Mortierellomycota; Mortierellomycetes; Mortierellales; Mortierellaceae.
AACCACACGUAAAUGAACUUUCCUUUUGUUUGCUUCAUUCCUUCCAAUUCCAAUUGCCAAUUGUCAUGCUUUUUUCCAUUCCAAGCAUGGCUACUGGCUGUGUUGUUCGACAUGGCACCCUUGUUAUUCAUAACAGUGUUCUUCAGCUCAAUACAACUAUGGCUCAUGGGUCUCGUUCAGGCAUAGGCAGAAUCAUGUCAACUUUGUCGCAACACCAGGCUAGAUACUUGAAUACUACUGUUGGACCUGCAACUCCGUGUGGUAUUGCGAAGCGAAAGGCGACCUUGUUUACUGAUAGUUUUCUCUACAAAGCCAAUACGUGUUCUUCGUCAUUAUCUACAUCGACCGGCCAAUAUCAAGUGUCCGCCUUGUCAUCCAAGUUAUCCUUUCAAAGAACUAAGCUUUUCCAUAGUCUACCUACUCGAAAAAGCCCUAGAAGCAAUCAAACGGUUAAAGUGCAGAAGAUUCGUGGCAUGGCUAGCAGCACUUCACUUCAGCGCUUUAGUGAGAACUUUUCAAUUAGUCCAUCAAAUCCUCUUGUUUAUUCGAUUACAGCACUCAACGUUGGAGUAUUUGCUUUGUGGCAGUAUGCGGAAGGGAAAGCGAAGCAGUUCGGAGAAACAUCGCUGUAUUUUUUCCUACUUAGAAACUUUACGGCUUCCGCGCGGAAUCUGCGAGAAGGCAGGUUUUGGACACUGCUGACAAAUGCGUUUAGUCAUAAAGAAUGGUACCAUAUUCUUUUGAAUACCAUGGUGCUCUUUUCCUUUGGAGACCCUGUCUUGCGGAUGCUUGGAACACGAAUGUUCUUAACGGUAUACCUUGGAUCUGCGAUUUCAGGAUCGUUGGGGAGCCUUGCGUAUAGUGGGUAUCUUGCACCAUACUUGCGCAAGGCUCAGAAUAAAGCUUUGGCUGGCCAAUAUCAGUUCUCGAUGGGUGCUUCAGGUGCACUCAUGGGCAUCACAACAGCAUAUGCAUGUGUGCAUCCUUUCUCCCAAUAUUCACUAUUCUUUGUAAUCAAUAUGCCAGCCGCAGUACUGAUUGGACUCUUUGGAGCCUAUGAACUAUAUAACGUCUUAACUGUGAAUACUGGUCGUUUUGAUUCUGCAGGCCAUUUGGGUGGAGGGCUUUUUGGCGCUGCGUACUAUCUUGUGAAGCUUCGCCCAUUGAUCCGCCGCAUGGGCCGCCGAUGAUGGAUGGCAUCAAUAAGAUUUCUUUAGAAUAUGUCUUCUACUCAUCAACAAAUCAUGUUAGUUAAAGACAUCAUUUGUAGAUCGUGUCUUAUUACCCAUUUCAACGCCAGUAUGAUGAUUAAAAAGAAAGUAAAAAGU